Macrosteles quadrilineatus (aster leafhopper) is the source of this 3882-nucleotide messenger RNA. RefSeq lists its product as uncharacterized. Lineage: Eukaryota; Metazoa; Arthropoda; Insecta; Hemiptera; Cicadellidae. The transcript is spliced from 4 exons. Gene Ontology annotation, biological process: DNA integration. The record is from RefSeq and is a predicted model, not a curated record. Gene Ontology annotation, molecular function: nucleic acid binding. Bases 1 to 3882 code for a protein of 1293 amino acids.
AUGGAUGCAGAAGAUUUUAAGCGUAAGGUUUCUGCCUUGAAGCGAAAAUUAUCAGAUAGUGCUAAGGAAGUCCAAACUAUUAAUGAGAAGGGUAGAGCAGCUCUCAAAGAUCCUGCUCAAGUGAACUUAUUCAAGGGUACUGUAGUUGCUGAGAUAAAAGAUGCUUCCGGAAGAUUUCAACCCAUACGUCUAGUGAUAGACUCAGGAAGUCAACAUUCCUUCAUAACUCACAAAUGCCUCACCAAACUUGGUUUAUCGACAACUCCAUAUCCAAAGAAGAUAUCGGCUAUUGGCCAGACCAUAUUUGAUGGUGCAAAAGGCAAAGCACUUUGUCAUCUGAAGCCAAAAAAUCAGGAAUCCCCUAUCCUCAAAACAGAAGCUGUUGUGAUCAACAAUAUUACUUCAUACCUACCCAACUUCACUAUGCCUUCUAACUUAUGGUCGGAAUAUACCAAAUUUGAACUAGCAGACCCUAAGUUUUGGGAACCUGGACCUAUUGAGUUUUUAUUGGGCUCUGACUUGUUUCCAGAUGUUUGGCUUGGAUCUUCGAUUACUCUUCAUGAAAACCAACCCAAGCUGUUUGCAUCAGUCUUUGGCUACAUUGCUAUUGGGAGAGUUCUUGACUGUCAAUCAUCCACUAAUAUGAAUGCUUCUUUCUUCACCCUUGCUUAUGAUAAAUAUGAUAUUCAUAAUCAGCUGCAACGAUUUUGGGAACUCGAGGAACCUGCUUCUAUCCCAGUCAAAGAAAACCCAGAAGAUUUAGCUUGUGAAAAGCAUUUUACAGAGACUCACUACAGACUUGAGAGCGGCCAGUACGUUGUUCGCCUACCGUUUAAAAGUGAGCCAAAGCAUCUUGGUGACUCUGAAAGAAAUUCUCUGAAAAGACUAUACAGUCUAGAAACAAAACUGACAAAGAAUUCUCUACUUAAGUCUGAAUACUGCAAUUUCAUGAAAGAAUACCUUGAACUGGAACACAUGAGCCCCACAUCAUCUACUUCAAAAUAUGUGAUCCCACACCAUUCUGUCACUAAAGAAGAUCGCUCACAGAUUAAGCUCAGAGUAGUAUUUGAUGCUUCUUCCCUUACUGACUCUAACACGUCUCUAAACAACCAUCUUAUGAUAGGCCCAAAGUUACAGCAAGACAUAAAAGCCUUGAGAGUCAUGAAACAGCUAGCAACCGAUGAAGGGACUGACUAUCCACAUGCAGCAAAGGCUAUUCUUCAAGACAUGUAUGUCGACGAUCUUGUCACUGGUGCUUCUACUGUUGAUGAAGCCUUGAAACUCAAGGAUGAAGUAAUCAAUCUUUUACACAAAGGUCAUUUUGGUCUAAGUAAAUGGGCCAGUAACUCUCAGGAAAUUUUAAAUGCAAUCAAUCCUUCAAAACAUAUCAAACAGAUCAACCUCUCAUCUAGUGAAGAUUCAAAUGUCAAGAUCCUAGGACUUCAAUGGAACCCUUCAAGUGACACGUUUGCAUACCAGAUUGAACAAUUUACCCCUGUGUUUACUAAAAGGGCUAUCCUAUCAGCUGUGGCAAAGAUUUUUGAUCCUCUAGGAUUCGUUUCUCCUGUGAUAAUGAUUGCAAAGAGCAUAAUACAAAGCCUAUGGAAAUUGAAGCUGGACUGGGAUUCUGAAAUCCCAACUAACUUGAAGACUCUAUGGAAUGAUUUGACUACCCAGCUAGAGAAACUGCAACAUCUUAGUAUUCCAAGAUUUGUAACAUCUGACAAACCAUACAAAUUGCAAAUAGUAGGAUUUGCUGAUGCUUCAGAAAAAGGAUAUUGUGCUGCACUGUAUCUGAGAGUUAUUAGUGACAAAAUAAUUACAAACCUUCUAACAGCCAAAACUAAGUUAGCCCCAAUCAAGACACUGUCUAUCCCACGCUUAGAGUUGUGUGGAGCCUACCUGCUUGCAACAUUAUUCCACUCUGUUAUGGAAACCCUCAGCCAAUUUGCCAGUAAUCAGUUUCAGAAGCCUAUUUUCUUCACUGAUUCUUCAAUUGUCUUAGGAUGGCUGAAUACACCAACUUACAAGCUUAAAGUUUUUGUAGCAAACAGAGUUGCACAUAUCUCAGAACAUACUCCUGUUUCAUCGUGGAGACAUAUUAAAUCAGAGGAAAAUCCAAGUGACCAUGGUUCUAGAGGACUUUUACCAGAUAAACUAACUAACUGUGAUCUAUGGUGGCAUGGCCCUAAGUGGAUGAAUAUGCCUGAAGAUAAAUGGCCAGAGUCUACAGUACAGUUCCAGCAGCAGCCCCUACCUGAAGUGAAAGCUGAACCACAAGUGCUUGUCUCAAAUAGUACUGAGCCAGAGCUUAUCAAGAUGAUGGAAAACUAUUCUUCAUACUACAAACUCUUACGUGUAAUAUCUUGGAUCAGAAGAUUUAUCUACAAUUGUCAAGCUAAACUACACAGUACUAGUCGUCUGAAAGGACCCCUUCAGCCUAAGGAAAUUCAAGAGUCCUUACUAUCCUGCAUCAAGAAAAUUCAAUCACACUUUUUCUCUAUUGAUGGCGACAGAAGAUGUGCAACUGCUGUCCUCAAUAAGUUUCAUAAACUUACCCCUUUCUUUGACAAACUGGGGAUACUCAGGGUGGGCGGCAGGCUAAAUAAUGCAGCUAUCCCAGAAGAUCAAAGACACCCAAUCCUUCUGCCAAAGUGUCAUUUCACCUUAUUGUUGGUAGAUUAUUACCAUAAAAUCUACCUACACCCAGGACCCAACUUGCUUCAAGCUCUGAUUCAAUUACGAUUUUGGAUACCAUCACUGAGAAAUAUUGUCCGUCAGCGAACCUUCAAAUGUCUAAGGUGCUUCAAGCUAAAGGCUGAAACCUUUUCCCCGAUGAUGGCUGAUCUUCCUUCGCAACGAGUGAAUGUAAGCCGAGCAUUUUUACAUGUUGGUGUUGACUUUGCUGGACCUUUGACUAUGAGAGAGUCGUUAAGAAGAAAAGCAACCACUGCCAAGACUUACAUCUGUGUUUUUGUCUGCAUGGCUACUAAAGCUUUACAUUUAGAGCUGGUAACCGCACUCUCAACAGAUGCCUUUAUGGCUGCUUUCAGACGUUUUAUUUCUAGAAGAGGUCUUCCUGAACAAGUGUAUUCCGACUGUGGAACCAACUUCAGAGGAGCAGCUAAUCGUCUUCGAGAGUUAGGAUUAUGGUACUCCAAUCAGACUACACAAGAAGAAAUUCUACAGCAAACUACUAAACUGGAAGUAAAAUGGAAUUUCAAUCCUCCCUAUUCCCCACACUUUGGUGGACUGUGGGAGUCGGCAGUUAAAUCAACAAAGACACAUUUGAGGAAGAUAGCUGGAGAAACUGCUUUGACUUAUGAAGAGUGGUCAACCUUGCUCACCCAAGUAGAAGCAGUUCUGAAUUCAAGACCACUCUGUCCUUUGUCAGCUAGUCCAGAAGAAACUAAUUUUCUUUCUCCAGGACACUUUCUUGUUGGAUGUCCUCUUGUUGCUCCUCCCGAACCUUCUCUUCUUGAUCUUCGAGAAAACGUCCUUACAAGAUGGCAACUAGUCCACAAGAUGGUUCAACAUUUUUGGAAGAGGUGGCGAGUGGAAUACUUGAACAUCCUGCAAGCGAGAGGAAAAUGGACAAGAUCUUCUACAAACCCUAAAAUCGGAGACUUGGUUCUUCUUAAGGAUCAAAAUGUACCUAUCUUGCAGUGGCCUCUUGGAAGAAUCAUCAAGACUCACCCAGGCAGUGAUGGAAUUGUUCGAGUGAUGACUGUCAAGACCAGUGACUCUGAAUUCCAACGUCCAGCUGUGAAAUUGGUACCUCUUCUUUCAAUCAAUUCUGACCCUUUUAAACUCACCACUUCUCACAAAGCUGUCAUAGACAAACAAUCGACGUUGUUAGACCCACUGUUCCACAGUGACUGA